Antechinus flavipes (yellow-footed antechinus) is the source of this 7140-nucleotide messenger RNA. It is a transcript of the gene DAPK2, whose product is annotated as death associated protein kinase 2. Gene Ontology annotation, biological process: protein phosphorylation; intracellular signal transduction; positive regulation of apoptotic process. The transcript has 10 exons. Bases 161 to 1633 code for a protein of 490 amino acids. The record is from RefSeq and is a predicted model, not a curated record. Gene Ontology annotation, molecular function: protein serine/threonine kinase activity; ATP binding. Lineage: Eukaryota; Metazoa; Chordata; Mammalia; Dasyuromorphia; Dasyuridae. Gene Ontology annotation, cellular component: cytoplasm; nucleus.
GAGUCCCCGGCGCCCCGCUCCUCCCCUUGUGCUGCUUUUCUGCGCCGCUCGCUCGGAGCGCCCUCGGAGAGCGGGAGGGAGCGCAGUGCCCGCGGAGUCCGAAUGCGCAGCGGCGGCAGAAGCAGCAUAGCGUCCCGCGGUACAUUAGCUCCAAGUCUCAAUGAGGAGCCCAAAUAUGGCGACCUUCAAACAGCAGAAGGUGGAGGAUGUAUAUGAAAUUGGAGAAGAGUUGGGAAGUGGCCAGUUUGCCAUAGUGAAGAAAUGCCGGGAGAAGAGCACGGGGGCCGAGUAUGCCGCCAAAUUCAUCAAGAAAAGGCAGAGCCGGGCGAGCCGUCGAGGGGUGCAGCGGGAGGAAAUUGAGAGGGAAGUGCACAUUCUGCAGCAGAUCCUGCAUCCCAAUGUCAUCAAACUCCACGAUGUCUAUGAGAACCGAACAGAUGUGGUCCUCAUCCUUGAGCUAGUUUCUGGGGGAGAGCUCUUUGACUUCCUGGCACAGAAAGAGUCUUUGAGUGAGGAGGAAGCAACCAGUUUCAUUAAGCAAAUCCUGGAAGGCGUUAACUAUCUGCAUGCCAAGAAAAUUGCUCACUUUGACCUCAAGCCAGAGAACAUUAUGCUUCUGGAUAAGAAUAUUCCCAUUCCGCACAUCAAGUUGAUCGACUUUGGCCUGGCUCAUGAAAUUGAAGAUGGAGUGGAAUUUAAGAACAUUUUUGGGACCCCAGAAUUUGUAGCUCCAGAAAUUGUGAAUUAUGAACCCCUUGGGCUGGAGGCUGAUAUGUGGAGCAUAGGAGUCAUCACCUACAUCCUGUUAAGCGGUGCUUCACCUUUCCUUGGAGACACAAAGCAGGAAACGCUGGCAAAUAUCACAGCAGUGAGCUAUGAUUUUGAUGAGGAAUUCUUCAGCCAGACCAGUGAAUUAGCUAAAGACUUCAUUCGGAAGCUUCUGGUUAAAGAAACAAGGAAACGACUCACAAUCCAAGAAGCACUCACUCAUCCCUGGAUCACGAUGAAAGCAGAGCCCAAAGCCCCCGGGCACAGGAAGACAGAGCUCCCCCAGGUGAAGACGAAGCGCUUGAGAGAAUACACCAUCAAGUGCCACUCCAGCAUGCCCCGCAACAACACCUACGUCAAUUUUGAGCGCUUCUCCCGCGUGAUGGAAGACGUGGCGGAGGCCGAGCGCAGCUGCAGCCACCUGGCGGCGGCGCACGACUCUCUCCAGGACGACGUGGAGGCCCUGGUGUCCAUCUGCAACGAGAAGGGGGCCUGGUACCGAGAGGAGAGCGAGAGGACUCGCUACAGCCUUUCCCAGCUCAAGUACGAAUACCGCAAGGUGGAGGCCAUGAAGAAGGCCCUCCGAGAAGACGUCCAGACGGUGGGCUCCGAGCUGGGCAGUGUUGCCGGAAAAUACGCUCAGCUCAGGGCGCAGUAUGACUCUCUGAGGAAGGAACUUUCCGAGGACCUGAGGUGGAUCCAAGAGCUCACAAAUGAGUUCCAGCGGGAGCAUGGUGGCGGAGGCAGAUUUGGCCCUGUUUUCAGCAGAGAUGUGAAUGAGUCACUAAUGGAACUGAUAAAUAGGUCUUGCAGUGAAGACUUCCUUGCAGGUCUGAAGCUCAGGGUUACAGAAUCCAGCCAGUAAUGGGGCCUAAUUGGUCUGCCAAAGCACGUUCUCCAUUGUCUCGCUGCCGGGAUCCUCACUGCGGGAGGAAGAAAUUGUUCCAGCCGGUUUUCCAUCCCCUUCUCGCCUCCCACCCGCCCAAUUCCCUUCAGACUGACCGCCUCAUCCUAGCAUUGAAUCAGAAAUUGCCGGCAAUAAUUAGUGAUGCAAAUUAUUUUCCCUCUCUCCCAUCCCAGCACAGUACAGCCCAUCUCCCACUUGGGAGUACACUUGGAGUACAGCAUUUCAUUAGGGCCCUGGUGAGGCAGUCACCUGGCAAAGUGGACUUCCCUUAUUGCAAAGCCAUGAGGGAUGGCCCCGUUAUAUUUACCACCUCCUCAUCUCGUAGUCUCUAGAUGUUAGUCUGUGUUGCCAACACAUGUGGGUUAUGUGGUACUUACUUACUCUCUGGGGGAGCUCAGUACGAAGGAGGCUGGGAGAAGAAUGCAGCCUUAACUCUGCAGAAGCUCCUUUCAGAACCUCCCUCAGUUCUCCCAAGAACCCCGUGAAGUAGGAAGAGGAGUUGCUAUUGUUAUGCCUUUGUGACAAGGCUGUGGAGCCCUAGCAUCCUAAAAAUCAAUCAGUGAACAAACAUUUAUUAAGCACUUACUGGAUGCCCAGCACUGUACUGGGGGAUGGGGGCAGGAUGGGGAUGUGGAAAAUAGGAGAGUGCAAAGAAAGGCAAAAAGCAGUCUAUGUCCUUAAGGUGUUUGUAUAUUCUAAAAUACUAAUAUUAUCUUUUAAUAUAUUAUUCUAAUAAGGAGCUUGUAGAUUCUAAUGGGGAAAGUAAGAUUUAUUUAAAUAAAUGUAUAUAAUCAUUAUUAAGUCAGUCAACAGAGAUUUUUUAAGUGCCAGGCACUAUACUAGGUUGAAGGGGAAAGGGGAAUGCAAAGAAAGGCAAAAAACAAUCAUCCUCAAGACAGAGUCCUUUUUUCCCAUGGGAGAGGUAACACUCAUAGAAAGAGAUGCAUAGAAUCUAUAAGUCAAUAAACAUUUAUUGUGUACCAAGAACCUUACUAAGUUGGAGAGGAAGGAAGAGUAAUUAAUAUACAGAAAGGCAAAAAGCAGUCUCUGGGAGCUUAUGCAUUCUAAUUGGGGAUGUAACAUUCAUUUAAAUAGAUGCCUAAAAACAGUAAAUCAUUAGUUAACAGACUCGCUACUUAAGGACUAAGGGUACCAAAAGAAAGGUGGGGGGAAUCUCCUAAGGAGCAUAUAGGCAUAAUAUUGGCAGGUAUCUUCCCAGAGCAAUUUGAAUGUUUUGAAAAAUUCAUUAUCCAUAUAGGAUCCUGCCCAAGAACUGUUCGUGCCAAAUUCACUGCCACCACUAUAUGCUGAAAGCAACAUGACAAGUCAGUAAGCAUUUAUUAAGCACUUACUGUGUGCCAGGCAUUGUAUUACAAUCUGGAGAUAGAAAGAAAGACAAAAUAGUAGUCCUCUUGCUCAAAGAACUCACAUUCUAAUGGAGGACACAUAAGUAUACAUAUGAGAUGUAUAUAGGGAUAGAUUUGAGGGAACCUUAGAGGACAACUGGGUGGGACCAGAACCACAAAAGACUUCUUGCAGAGGGUGGGCAUUGAGCGGAGUCCUGAGGGAAGCUAGGAGUGGACUCGAGGACAGAAUACUUCUCAAGCAUGGGGGGAAAGCUCUGAAAAGGCCUGGGGACAGAAGAUGGAGUAUUUUAUGGAGGAACUAGUCAGAGGGUCGGGAUGUUGAUGGAUUGUAGAGUUCAAGGAGAGGAGUAAAGUGUGGUCAGUAAGAUGAGGUUAGGAAGGAAAUAGUUACAUUAAGUAACAUUUGGCCCCUAUCUUUUCCUCGAGUUAUUCAUAGCCCCCAAAAUUCACCUGAAGACCAGAACUAAGAAGUUUAAGGUCCCCUCUCCUUGCUCUUAUGCUUAUUUUUUUAAAAAUCAAGCCAAUCAGGGUUAAAUGACUUGCUGUGGGCCACAUAGUAAGUUUUAAGCAUCUGAAGCCACAUUUGAACUCAGAUCAUCCUGAUUCAGAGCUGGAGCCACCUUGCUGUCCCCUCUCCUUGAUCAUAGGGACUUGUCGUUCUUUCUGAUAUGACAAUUUCACAUAGAGUUUUGUGGUUCACAGCUCUAGAAACCUUAGGACUGUUCUUUCUGAUAUGACAAUUUCACAUAGAGUUUUGUGGUUCACAACUCUGGAAACUUAGAACUUGUCAUUCUUUCUGAUCUGACGAUUUCACAUAGAGUUUUAUGGUUCACAGCUCUAGAAACCUUAGGACUUGUAGUUCUUUCUGAUAAGACAAUUUCACAUAGAGUUUUGUGGUUCACAGCUCUAGAAACCUUAGAACUUGUCAUUCUUUCUGAUCUGACAAUUUCACAUAGAGCUUUGUGGUUCACAACUCUGGAAACCUUAGAACUUGUCAUUCUUUCUGAUCUGACAAUUUCACAUAGAGCUUUGUGGUUCACAACUCUGGAAACCUUAGAACUUGUCAUUCUUUCUGAUCUGACAAUUUCACAUAGAGCUUUGUGGUUCACAACUCUGGAAACCUUAGAACUUGUCAUUCUUUCUGAUCUGACAAUUUCACAUAGAGUUUUGUGGUUCACAACUCUGGAAACCUUAGGACUUGUUCUUUCUGAUCCAACAAUUUCACAAAGAGUUUUGUGGUCCACAGCUCUAGAAACCUUAGAAAUCAUUGUAAUGAGUGGCACCUUGAGAUAGUGUAUUAAACUGAGGUUAGAGGGAAAUGAAUCCAGCGUCAGGAGAGCAGGGUUCAAUUCUAAUUCUAAGCAAAUCAUUUCAGUUCUUUCCAGGAUUUUCAUCUGUAAAUGGAACAAUAAUACUUUCAGUACCUACUUCACAUGUGUGUUUAUGAGGAAAGUGUUUUGUAAAAUUUAAGGCUCAAUAUAACUACUUGAUAACUAGUUGUUGAUUGAUUAUUUAAAUGUGAGAGCUAUUGUGACUUUUGCCUUCAUGAUCUGAUAUAAUGACCAGAGCAGCUGGAGGUCUGAUGCCCUUAUGUUCCAGAUAGAGUGAAUCUUUCAACCAAUUGUUAAUUAGGUACCUAAUUAUGCAAGGCACUUUGUAGCAUAAAUUACUGAGGAAAGAAGACUUGCACAUAGGAACACUGACGUUGGUGCAAGGCAGCAGCUAAAUGACAAGAGCCAAAUGAGUCAGACAAUCAGUACUAGAAUAGGAUUAAUUCAGCCAACAGAAUUUUAAUCCUGCUAAAUCCAGUAUAACUAACAGCAAAAUAAAUAAAUUAAUUAAUUAAAUAAAAUCUAAUAAGAACCAGAAUCUCAAACUUGAAAGAGACUUACAGAAGUUAUAGAGUCCUACCUGUGCUACACAGGAAUCACCUCUGGACCAUUCCCAGUGAUCAUCCAGUCAUUGUUUUAAGGCAUCACAUAACAGAACCUGCUGCUUCCUGAAACCACCAAUUCUGUUUUUGGAUGGUACUCAUUAUUAGGAAGAUUUUUCUUACACAAGCUUGAACCUGUCCGUGUAAAACCUCUCACUAUCUCUCUAGACUUGCCUUCUGGGCCCAAGUAGAAAAGAAUCUACAGUACUUAGUACUCUUAUAUGUCACAGCUCUUCAAAUACUUGUCAAAUACAAAUAACAAUAAUAAUUAUGAUAUCUGAUGUAUAUAUGACUUAUUAAGGUUUGCAAAAUGCUUUGCAGAUUCAGGGUUUAAGAUUAAAUUAAGACAUACCUGUGCUAUUGCAUUUGAUCUUCACACCAUCCCUGUGAAUACUGGUCCUUCCCUUUCCCCCCGAACCCUCCCCCAAGUCUUUUUUUCUCCAAACUACACAUUCCUUCUUUUUUCCUUCAAUCCUUAUAUGGCAUGGUGUUGAGACAUUCAUUCUCCUGGAUGCUGUUCUCUAAUGGCUUUCAGUUAAUCAAUUCCCUUCCUAAAACAUGGUACCAGAAUUGGUCAUAACAUUCUAGGUAUGAUUUGACUAGAAUGCAGCACAAUUUUGUUGUUCGGUCAUGACUCCAUUUAGGAUAUUCUUAGAAAAGAUAUUGAAAGUGGUUUGCCAUUUCCUCCUCCAGCUCAUUUUACAGAUGGGAAAACUGAGACAAACAGGGUUAGGUGACUUGCCAAAGGUCAUACAAUUAGUGUCUAAGGCCAGAUUUAAACUCACAAAAGAUAGUCUCUCCAUUCUAGAUACUUUAUCUCAAAAUUCAUUAAUUAAGAGACCUGAUUUGGAGACAAGAAAGAUCAGACCUCUGAAAAUUACCACUUGGGUGACCAUGGAAAAGUAACUUUACAUUGAACCACAGCAGCCUUAUUUGGCAAAUGGGGAUAAUACUGGUCACAACCUUAGCUCAUAGGGUUGUUGUGAGAAUGAAAUAAAGUCAAGAACUAGUUACUUUUUUUUUUUUUUUUUGGUAAGGCAGUUAGGGUUAAAUGACUUGCCUAGGAUCACACAGCUAGGCAGUAUUAAAUGUUUGAGGCCAUAUUUGAACUCAAAUCCUGAUUCCAGGCUGGUGCUCUAUCCACUGGGUAGUCUAGCUGCCCCACAACUGGUUACUUUUUAACGUCUCAUUUUAAAAGGAGGAAACCAAAGCUCAGAAAAGUAAAGUCAUUUUUCUAGGGUCACACAACUGGUUAGCUAUUUUCUCACUCCCAGUCAGUGAUAUUCUAGUAAAUAUUUAGCAAACAUCUCUGAAAAAAUAAAUGCCAGUAAGUAACACUUUUAAGCUUAAUUUGCAUUAUUAAUAUUUUCUCCAUCACUUUCUUAAGGCUACACAAUUAACAACGUAAUCAAGUGAACCUUGAUUUGUAAUGUUUGCCAAUUUUCAAGGCAUAAAUUCUCACACUGAAAAUUUAAUAGAUGGUUUUGGGGACUAGUACAAAUAGGCUUUAGCUCCCAGACCAGUGGCAGAUUGGGAUUUUGUUUUGUUUUGUUUUUUUAAUCAAUGGAAUUGCCCCCUUUGUGCUCACAUUAAAGCACUGAUAACAUCUUCACCAUUUCACAAGGAAUAAUUUUCCUCUAUAUCUGAUGACCACAAGUAUAAACUAAAUAAUACUGAGUUCCAUAGCACAGAGGGACUUGGAGAAGAGAGUUGUCUUUCGGGUAACUCAGAGGAGAUAAAAUGGAUUUAUCCUUGAUUCAUUGGUUAUCAAGCAGCUCCCAACUGGGUAAGCUAAAGAAAGUCUCUGCCUGAAAUCUGAAGGAUUCAAGAAACAGGAAUGAAUAGCUGGAAAGAGCUAGUUGUAACUGUUUUCUCAGGACAUCUCUUAACAAGGAAGAAAUGCAGCUCAAUUGAGAAUGAUGGAGGUUCUAGGCUAGAAAACUUUUCAGUAUCCUUCCGAUAGAAGAGACUAUGUAGAGCUAUGGUCAAAUAGCUCUCAGAAAGCUGCUUCCCUCUCUGAAAUCAUUGAGGAUUUGUCACUUUCAAAAAUGUUUAGGAAGAACUCAUCCAAGUGGUGUUUCCUGUAUAAAUACCCUUGUGAAGAAUUUUGUUUUUUUAAUUAUGACUAUGUACUUUGCUGUAUAAAUUCUAAUUUUCACAUGGAA